AUGGAUGAAGUGACGGAGCUGGAGCUGGGGGGCAACUCCCUCCUGAAGGCCGUGUGGCUCGGCCGGCUGCGGCUGACGCGGCUGCUGCUGGAAGGGGGGGCUUACAUCAACGAGAGCAACGAGAAGGGGGAGACUGCGCUGAUGGUGGCCUGCAUCACCACGCACGUCGACCAGCAGAGCAUCCACAAGGCCAAGAUGGUGAAGUACCUGCUGGACAACAGAGCCGACCCCAACAUCCAGGACAAGUCUGGGAAGACCGCCCUCAUGCACGCCUGUAUCCGGGGGGCUGGGGGCGACGUGGUGUCCCUGCUGCUGGAGAGUGGGGCAGACCCCAGCCUGGAGGACCACUCAGGAGCCUCAGCGCUGGUCCACGCCAUCAACGCCGAGGACAAGGCUGUGCUGCAGCGCCUCCUGAAUGCCUGCAGAGCCAAGGGGAAGGAGGUGAUCAUCAUCACCAUGGACACAUCAGCCUCUGGCGCCAAGACCGCCAAGCAGUACCUGAACGUUGCCCCUGCGCUGGAGUUCAAGGAGAAGGCUCCCCUCGAGGAGAGCACAGCCCCCUCCAGUGCCCACCUGAAAACUCCCAUCUCAGCACCUUCCCCUGCCGAGAAGGAGAGCAGCAUUCUCACCCCACAGCCUUCCCACACGGGGGAAGCUGAGCCACCCUCCCCGGGCCGCAGAGCUGGCACGGCCCGGAGAGCCCACCUGCCCCGCCUGAAGCGACUGCGCUCGGAGCCCUGGGGGCUGGUGGCACCCUCGGUGCUGGCCGCCUCUAGUCACCGCGACGACACGCGGCUCUGCGCUGACACUGAGGUCAUCACGGGCAUCGGCGACCUCUCGCUCUCCAAAAAGCCCUCCCUCACCCGCAGCAGCAGCAGCAGCAAGGGAAGGGACCCCUCUCUCUUCCCCCCAGUGGAUGAGCAGGCACUGGGGCCGCUGGCAUGGAAAGGCACCCACGAGAAGAGCCCAGGCACCCACCCGUGCCUGUCCCGGAGCACCGCGGUGCCGGAGGAGCCGGAGAGCGCCGGCUCGGCCGCGGGGAUGGACACCCCACACCGGUGGAGGGCAGGCACGGAACACAACGGGGACCCGCAGCUGAGCGAGGCGGGGAAGGGGCCGCCCGAGAGGCGGAGGCUGAGCGGCUCGCAGCUGGCCUUGCUGGAGGGCUGCUGUGACUCUCCGUCCGGCAGCGCCAGCGCCUCGCCCAGCACCGCCCGGCGCCGGCCGCCCGGCGUGCUGGAGAGGCGAGGAUCCGGGACCCUGCUGCUGGACCACAUCUCCCACACGAGGCCAGGAUAUCUGCCCCCGCUGAAUGUGAACCCCAACCCCCCGAUUCCUGACAUUGGCUCCGGCAAAGCCGCCUCCCCGCUGGCUGCUGGGCUGAAGACGCUGGUGCCCCUCACACCCAGCUCGCCCCGGCGGGGUGACCGGAGAGCCCACAGGAAGCUCCUCCGCAGACAUUCCAUGCAGGCAGAGCAGAUGCGGCACCUCUCCGAUUUUGAGGAGGUCGUGGCGCAGUAG
Onychostruthus taczanowskii (white-rumped snowfinch) is the source of this 1521-nucleotide messenger RNA. RefSeq names its product ankyrin repeat domain 34C (gene ANKRD34C). Gene Ontology annotation, molecular function: protein binding. The transcript has a single exon. The record is from RefSeq and is a predicted model, not a curated record. The coding region runs from base 1 to 1521 and encodes 506 amino acids. Lineage: Eukaryota; Metazoa; Chordata; Aves; Passeriformes; Passeridae.